UACCGCUGGUCGAUCUGCAGAUGUUGUUUGGUGGAGCGAUUAAGCGGCAGGAAGACUGAGAGGGCCCUACCCUAUUCGACCUAUCGUAUAUCGCGCAAAGAUGAUCUCGCCGAAGCCUCGCAGAUGGAACGAAAAGGUGGAAUAUGUGGUUGUGGAGAGGGAUAGUGUUACUGGGGAUGAACAGGAGGCCGGGUCCAAUGCGACACCCACACCAACCAUCGAUCAGAUAUUGUCACGGUCGUACACGAAGAGACAGCAACCUACUACUACGGACGAUGGGAACGACAGUGACGAUGAGGAUGACUUUCGAACGCCUUUCACGACUGCCACGCCACCAUCUGGAGGACCCCCACCGCUACUGAUCACGAUGACACUGUCGCAAACCCUGGCUACUGUUGGAGCCUUGGCAGACAACGAUCCUACGGAGACCGUUGUUGUGUCUCUGCAACCACCCCCAAAGCCUCACCACAAUGGCGGUGGUAACGGACGCAUAUCGCAGACAACAGAGCAUCUCCUCAUUGCUGCUGGCUCAAUCGGUGCUACGAUUAUUGUCGUGAUGCUUGUGUUGGCUUUCUACACAAUGCGCAGGCGGGGACUGUCGUUCUCGGAUGUAGUCAGACAAGGCAAGAACCAGGUAACAAGGCGUGUUGGUCAGGGAUCCGGCUCAAAGUACGAUUGGGAUAAUAAGCAAAAUCUUGAGCAGAGGUAUUCUGUCAGGAAUGACGCAGUCUACCCUCCUCCACCAGCUGCCAUGGGCACUCGAUCCGGUUCUCUCUCGUCACAAACUCGCGUACAGCCUCUGGGCCGCAGCGAUAGUUUCCGCAACGGCUCCUCCGACAAGACGCAGCAAAGCUUCCUUCUUGAAGAUCCACCAUCGCGAAUGAACUCCCACAAACGCAACAAUAGCGCCGCGCCAUCUUCCACUGUUCUUGGAAUGCAGGGCCAACGAAGCAGCGACUCGACACACAAUACCAGGUCCAUGGACGAUGACGAUGAGUACAUGCAACAGCAGCAAGUAGCACCUCGACAACCGGCGCCUCCAACAUUCAAACAGUUUAUGUCGAACCGCCCGUCCAUCUCGCAACGACCUGGACUCGGCGGUAUGGCCAGUAGAUUCAGCUGGACCAACUCUCAGGCACCACAAACCCCCCAUGAUCCCAACCGCGACACAAUGAACCAGCCUUUGGGACGUGACAGCUUUAUGACGAACCGAUCAUCAGUGCCUCGUUUCCGUACCAUCAACUCAUGGGUGAACCAGCAAUCAAACCGCGUUGAGGAGCAGAAGCUUAGGGAACAGUACCGCAUGACGCAAAGCUCCGCCUACUCAGAAGACAUGAACGGCGACGUGGUCCCCGAGAUGCCUCCUGUGCCAAAGACCUACAAACAAACCGGCGGGCUUGCCGGCAAAGAUAUCAAGCACCAACGCCAUCAAACCAACACAUCAGUUGGCACAGCACCCAUCUUCAAGCAACACCCAGGCACAGAAGUACGCUUCAGCACACGAAGCACAGUACCUUCAGAGAUCCUGGACAUGGGCCGGAAGAAUUCAGUACUGAGAUGACAGUCCUGACGGCGUUCAGUGUUUCCUACCUCUAGCGUUUCUUUUGAGUACCCCAUCAGCAUUUCAGCGCAUCAGGGAUAACAGUGACUUGGGCAUGCCAUGGCACGAGGCAC
Macroventuria anomochaeta is the source of this 1674-nucleotide messenger RNA. RefSeq lists its product as uncharacterized. NCBI's taxonomy places the organism in Eukaryota, Fungi, Ascomycota, Dothideomycetes, Pleosporales, Didymellaceae. The record is from RefSeq and is a predicted model, not a curated record. The transcript is spliced from 4 exons. The coding region runs from base 101 to 1561 and encodes 486 amino acids.